UCUCAGCACCGCCAUAUUGUUCAUGUACAAGAAAUUUUCGUGUGCAAACCAAUGGCGAUGAGACUGUAACGUUGCAGGUAUGGACACUUGUUUCAGUUGAAAUUUAUUCGCUGAUUCGCCCACUUCCUCGGCCAAAAUACAGAAUUUCUUGACUUCUUAGAGAUAGCUGGCCUCCAGAUUGCCAAGUCGUCAUGGCUCUGAAGAAGGUGAAGGGGAGUUUGGAGCGCGUUUUCGACAAGAAUUUGCAGGAUUUGGUGAGAGGCAUCCGCAACAACAAAGAUAGCGAGGCCAAGUACAUAGCAUCAUGCAUAGAUGACAUCAAACAAGAGUUGAGACAAGAGAAUAUUGCAGUCAAAGCCAAUGCAGUCGCUAAGCUCUACUACUUGGAAAUGCUUGGCUAUGACAUCAGCUGGGCGGCUUUCAACAUUAUUGAGGUGAUGAGCUCGUCUAAGUUUACUUUCAAACGUAUCGGCUACUUGGCUGCAUCUCAGAGCUUCCAUGAAGGAACGGAUGUACUCAUGCUCACUACAAACAUGAUCAGAAAGGAUAUUAACAGUACGAACCAGUAUGAUGCUAGCGUGGCCAUGAACGGUCUUGCAUGUUUCACAUCCCCUGACCUGGCCAGAGAUUUGGCUAACGAUCUCAUGAGUUUGAUGGCUUCCACAAAACCCUACAUCAGGAAAAAGGCAGUGCUUCUAAUGUACAAAAUCUUCCUCAAGUUCCCAGAAGCACUGAGGCCAGCCUUCCCACGAUUAAAGGACAAACUGGAAGAUCCAGAUCCAGGUGUUCAGUCAGCGGCUGUCAAUGUCAUAUGUGAAUUGGCUCGUAAGAAUCCCAAGAACUAUCUGUCAUUGGCACCGCUAUUCUUCAAGCUGAUGACCAGCUCAACCAACAACUGGAUGUUGAUCAAGAUCAUUAAACUGUUUGGAGCUUUGACACCGCUGGAGCCAAGACUAGGCAAGAAAUUAUUGGAACCUCUGACAAAUCUCAUUCACAGUACAUCGGCUAUGUCGCUGCUCUAUGAAUGUAUCAACACUGUCAUCUCCGUUUUGAUUUCGUUAUCUUCAGGAAUGCCCGACCACUCCGCGUCAAUACAGCUCUGUGUUCAAAAGCUGUGCAUUCUCAUUGAAGAUACGGACCAGAAUUUGAAGUACUUAGGCUUGCUGGCGAUGGGUAAGAUUCUUAAGACUCACCCCAAGUCAGUUCAGAGUCACAAGGAUUUGAUCUUAGACUGCCUAGAUGACAAGGAUGAGUCUAUACGUCUCAGAGCCCUGGACCUACUCUAUGGAAUGGUCUCUAAGAAGAAUCUGAUGGAGAUUGUCAAGAAGCUGAUGAUUCAUGUUGAUAGAGCGGAGGGUUCGCAGUAUCGGGACGAACUGCUGGCUAAGAUCAUCCAGAUAUGUAGUCAGAAUAACUAUCAGUACAUCAUCAACUUUGAAUGGUACGUGAGUAUUCUAGUUGAGCUGACUAAGAUUGAAGGGACGAAGCAUGGCCACCUGAUUGCAUCACAGAUGCUGGAUGUAGCCAUCCGUGUCAAGGCUAUACGAGCCUUUGCAGUCCAACAAAUGGCCAAGCUUCUUGAGAACACCAGUCUGCUAGUGGGUUCUGCAGCUCAACUCAACGGUAUCUGUGAGGUGCUGUAUGCUGCUGCUUGGAUCGUUGGCGAAUUCUCCGACUUUCUGCUGGAACCACGCUCAACGUUAGAAGCCAUGUUGAGACAGAGGGUGACUAGCCUGCCAGGUCACAUACAGAGCAUUUAUGUUCACAACAUCAUCAAGCUGUACAGUGCAAUACUGAUGAAACUUGAGCCGGACGGAGAGAAAGAACAGAUUACUGAAGUCACUCAACUCAUCUCUGAGAAACUGCCGGUGUUUGCUGAGAGUGCCAACCUGGAAGUACAGGAGAGGGCCUGCUGCAUUCUGCAAAUGCUGAAGUACAUUAACAAGCUGCAGGAGAAAGAUGUGGGCGUGGCUGAGGAGGUUGCCGCCCUCUUUGCUGGAGAACUGAAUCCUGUGGCUCCUAAAGCUCAGAAGAAAGUCCCUGUACCCGAGGGCUUGGAUCUUGACAAGUGGAUUAACGAGCCACCUUCAGAAAGUUCUGAUGAUGAAGUCACUAUUGACACCAUGUUUGUGCAUGACGCUCACAGAGUGAGUCAUAAGACAAAGUAUGAGGAACCUAAUGAGGACGAACUGCGUCGACGUCGCGAUGUACGACGUGAGGAACAAGCCAGUAACCCACACUACCUGAAGGAUAGCCGCAAGAAGAAACUCAAAGAUCUGGCUGCUGAGAAUGACGUAACGGUUGAUGGAAUUCCUGUCGCUAAGAUAGAUCUCAAUGUACCUCUUCAUGUACCUGGUUUUAAUGUGACCGAUGAGUACAUGAAGAAAUCCAAGACAUCUAAGAAACACAGGAAGAAACACAAGAAGGGCAAGAGAGGGCGCCAUAUAUCUGAGUCCAGUGAUGAUAUCAAGGUGGCUCAUACGGUGGACAUCGUGGGAGAAGAAAUGCCUGAGGGUGCAACAUUUUCAGACGAUGAUGAGGAUGACAGAGCUCUAGAUGAUCCCCACCGAGCGUUGGACAUUGAUCUGGAUAGGCCCUUGGAUGACCAUGACAAGAUUCCCAUCAGAGAACACCGUGUUGUUGCCGCGGGACUCAAGAUGGAAACGGGCCAGGAAGCGACGGAAAUCGCAGAGGGAGAGAAGCCCAAAAAGAAGCAUCAUCAUCGGAAAGAGAAAGAACACAAAGAGAAGAAAAGCAAGAAAGAUAAGAAGCACAAGAAGAAGUCUGCUGAGGCAGUUGAAGAAACCCCAGCAACUAAUGAGGAGGCGGUUGAUUUGAUGCCUGGGAUGGAGGAAGCAGAGCCUACAAGGACGAACGGUCAGAUAACAGACGCAGUGACGCAGGCAAACACGGCUGGAGCAGAGGCUAAGCCAGGGGAACCUGCAAAGGAUGAUUUGAGUUUCUGGCUUUCCAAGGCUUCAGAUGAACCUAGCGUCGCAACGGUCGUUGAAGAUGCUCCUGCAGAUACGAGUGAACCUCCACCUGAGGAGAAGCACAAGAAGCAUCACAAGAAGGAGAAAAAAGCCAAGAAAGAGAAGAAAGAGAAAAAGAAACGAUCGCAUAAAGGUCACCAUGGCGACGAAGAAAGACUUGAAGAAGAGGAGACGGGAAGGACGGAACAGAUGGAGAAUGGAACAGUGCAGGAGAGCGCACCAGAAGUAGUCAUACCACCAAUGUCCAGUUACAGACUUUUAGCUGAGAAUAAUUCUAUUAAAAUGAUGUAUGAAACAAGGGUAGAACUGAAAACCCAGAAUCAGGUCGUCGUGUCGGUAAUCUUCAGCAAUCUCACUUCCUCUCAUCUCAAGUCAUUGGACUUCAACGUCUUAGACUCUCUCAACACCAGGCUAAUACGAGUGGAUUUGACAAGUCAGCAUGAAGGAGUCAAGGUACCAUUCCAGUUGCCCCCUGGCAUGACGAAUGAGGGACAGUUUGCAUUCACAGUCAAAAGCAUUACCAUGGCACAGAAGCUGCGUGGAACACUGACCUACAUGCUCAAGGAUGAUGCAGGUUCCACAAGUGAGAAGAUUGACUUCAAGGUGCACCUUCCCGUGUCGGCUUACUUUGUGCCUAAGCAGUGUUCCAGUGCUGAAUAUGCGGAGCUGUUGAGUGGAGGGGACUUGAGCAGCAAGCAGUCCAUGACCAUCCCCAAUAUUGAAAUGGACUUUUCCAUCGUCCUUGCCAGAGUACAUUUCUUUGGGCACCUUUCACUUGUUGAGAGGGUAGACACGACAGCCUCUCUGUAUGGUCAGUCAAUACAGGGCCAUCAAGUCUGUUUACUUCUUAAAGCAUUGCCAAACAAGAGCAUCUCUGUGGAUGGGAAGAGCUCUGAUUCCAGUCUCCUAUCCUCACUUCUUGAUGACGUCAAGACAUUCCUGACUGAAGCGUAAAAUUCUAUCCAUAAAAUUAUUACAUAAGGCUGGUUCAGACUUCAUGCAAAUUCGAAUGCUCAGUGAAUUUGAUGUCAUAAAACAUUGACUGCAAAAUACCUGUGUUGAAAGAUGAUUAAUUUUGUGAAUUCAUAAAAACCUUUCGUAACGUCACACAUUUGCAUUCUUGUUUGCUAUCAGAGUAUGAACAAGCCUUCACAUGGUAAAACAAACCAUGCUUAUUAAUGCGACACUGAACCUAAUCAUGUAACACUUCCCUUAACCUUAGUCCUGCGACUUGUUUUAAACAAAACAUAUCUUGUGUUAUAGGAAUGCGAAAUGAAUGAUUUGUUGCAAAUGUUGACACUGAUCUGUAAGCCAUAUGCAUGGCAGCCAUCUUAGUAGGCGGUUGUUUUGUUCCUUGUGAUGGGCAUAAAUACACCUGUGUUGUUCAUGCAUUGUUACUAUAUUGAAUGUACAAAAAUGCCCUCUAAGGUUGCCGUUAUGGAUAAGGCUUAGAUUAGCAGUUGAUGUCAGAAAAAAAAGAAGAAAGAAAAAAAAGAAUCAUUUUAUAUUUGUCGGAUUAGAUGAAAUCUCUGUGCUGUCAAACCAGUCACCUUUCCGUUUACAAAGAAAUAACAAAUCUGUUUAUGAGGCGAAAACGCCCGUUGCAGACAAGCGUUCCUGAGGGAGCUAAACCAAAUAAUUCCUGAGAAUCCAAAGAAGUUCAAAGUUGGUAACAAUUAAAAGCGAAUACACACCCAUUGUUGAAUUGUCGACUGUUGGUGUUGUUUGGAAAAUUUACACAUACAGUUCAAUUGUCUGAAAGCAAACUUUAGUCUGACUGUAGAGGCUUCAAAUGCUCUUUGGUUUGGUGCGUCUCUGGAACGCUAGUCUGUAACAGGUGUAAUGGAACAAAUUGUGUUAAUUUUAAAAGAAAAAAAUGAAUGUAAGGUCUGGUUUGGCUACAGAGCUGCAGUAUAUCAAUGUUAAUAGAUAUAUUAUAUAUAUGUGUAUAAACAACAUAGUAAUUCCAAAGACAUUUUUUUGAUAUUAAGAUGUAGAAAUUAUGAAAACAGCAGCGGGUUAUGUAAUGGUUCUUGAGGAUGGGGAAAACAACUGGAAACUAUUGGAGGAGGGUUUUGGGUUUGGAGACGUGGGUUUUUUGAGGUGGUUAGCGGUUCAGGCUGGAGACGGAGGCUAGACAUUGAAACAGCUUGGAUUGACAACAGAACGGUAUCAUCACAAAGACAGCUUCAUUGAAAUGGAGAAAAUUUAAUGAGUUCAUCAGCAACCAUAGCUUCUUGGUAUCAAAACCUAACGAAUUGCCAUCUCGUUAGGUAGAUACAACCACACACGGAGCUUAUACUGUCAUUGGUUGCCUUUGUACACCAAGAGUUAAUGAAUAACUGCUGCGUAUGAGGUCUCACACCAUCAAGUACCAAACUUCACACCUUCUCAUGGAGUCUAUCACAAAGACAGCUUCAUUGAAAUGGAGCAAAUUUAAUGAGUUCAUCAGCAACCAUAGCUUCUUGGUAUCAUAACCUAAUGAAUAGCCAUCUCGUUAGUAGAUUGCGUACCGUUAUUUGGCUGGAUAAGAAAAUGCACAAACUGGAUGCGGAAAACAUUGGGUAGAAAAAGUGGGUACAAUUUGGAAAGUUCUACAUCUGCACUAAUGGGACAAACAGUCUGGACAGUUUACUAAUAAUAACCAUUCCUAUCAGUUUUAUUUGGCUAAACAUGACAAUUUUGUGUGAUAAAAUGAUGGUAUUUGCAAACAACAAUUGCAAACAAGUUGAGAAGUGUGUUUAUGUUGCUAGAAAGAUAUCAGGGAAUUUGUAUUUUUGGUCAGAUCAAGCCUGGAAAAGUUCCUGAAAACCGCAGAAUUUUCCGGGGGGGGGGGGGGGGGGUCGAAGGAUAAAAGUGGAACAUCUAUUAGUCUCACAGCUAGAAUAAAUAUGUCUUUAAAUAAAUUUGAGUAUUUUAUGCCGGGUUAGGAACAAGCAAUGAAAUAUGGAAAAGAAAUUUCAUCUCGAACUGGCUUUUGAAAUAUUGCUUGAUAUUAAGUUAGUCUCUGGGAAAAUUCUUGCAUUUGUUGUCAGGAAAAAAUUAAGUUUCUUGUCAAUAUUCAUUUCAUUACUAACUUUUUUCCGUGUAUUAUUCCAUAUAAAAUAAAUUGAAUGAAUAUGCUGAUCUACUUGAUGUUGUAGAUAUUUCCUGUAGAAUACCAGCCGUAACAUUAUUAUGCUUGCAAUCCCCUGACCAUAAUGUGUUUGAUUAUUGUCAUGUGAUCAAUCCUUGUUACAUAUACAUUUGCUAAUAGGAUGUUAUCGAGAGAUAAUUGUAUUGUGGACAAUACUGUGUUUAGUUUUUCAUUCAGGCUUUAGUUUCAAUCUGUGGACAAUUCUUAAGUUGAUUCCUAUUAUGCACGUUAUAGCUGUACUUGUUCCAUCUACAUGUGGUCUGCCCUAAUAGCUUUUAGGCUGAAACCUGUCCAGUGCAGAGUACUUAACAAUUGAGUUUCGGAACAACAAAAAAGUAUUAAAGCAAGCUUGGAAACGAGGAUUUAAUGCAUUAUAGCUUCUGUUUUGAUGGAAAUCCUAUUAACUGAAAUCCAGGGGUCACGAACACCGAUCAACGGGAUUGCACGGAAGCGGGGAAAACAAGAUAAAAUGCAAACGAGGGGAAGGAACGAGGAAUCGAAAUUGUGGCCAAGAUUUGACAUGGUUUGAUCUUUUCAAUACUUUCCAGAGCUUUCAAGAUAAUAACGUAUCAGUAUCAGUUUGACUUGGACAAAACCAAACAACUUCCAAUCCUAUUCUUGACUAAGAUUUUUGUCUGUUUGCCAUUUUGUUUUCUAUCAAACAGUAAUUGAAUCACAGAACCAACCGUCCCUCGCUAAUGAUUUUACAUGUAGAUUUUUGUGACGUUAUAAAGUGUAAUUAAGAAAAAACAGACGCAGCUUGUUGGUGUUAUGUAGCAAAGCAUUUAUCCAAAAAUAAUAAAUGUAUCUUACCUGCGUACUCAUUGUGAAAUAAUUCAAAGUAGCAUUAGUUUACGAUAAUUUAGAAUGCUGGAGCUACGUUGUUUUAAGGAUAAUCCUAGGGUACUACGUGUACGUGAAAAUGGAAGAGACAAUCUGUUCAUUUUUUUGUUGAAUAAACAGGAAACAAAUGAAGGAAAACACCUAAAUUAUUAAAUUAUUAAAUCCAUUGGUGCAAUAACUAGUACCAGUGAAUGCAAUGAUGGCAUAUUGUUUUAAUAUCGAGUACUGUAUGAACUGUGAUCAUCGUGAACGUGUAUGAUAUAUCCAUACUGGCGUAUUAACUGUUCUGUUUUUUUUCCGAUAAAGGGAAAUAAAUAAAAAGGCCAUCAGUAUUACUGAUAA
Messenger RNA from Patiria miniata (bat star), 7314 nucleotides. RefSeq names its product AP-3 complex subunit delta-1-like. Gene Ontology annotation, biological process: synaptic vesicle budding from endosome; Golgi to vacuole transport; synaptic vesicle membrane organization. NCBI's taxonomy places the organism in Eukaryota, Metazoa, Echinodermata, Asteroidea, Valvatida, Asterinidae. Gene Ontology annotation, cellular component: presynaptic endosome; endosome membrane; AP-3 adaptor complex. The transcript is spliced from 31 exons. Bases 192 to 3947 code for a protein of 1251 amino acids. The record is from RefSeq and is a predicted model, not a curated record.